UUCUUGAAACUCACAAUCAGCGAGUCUCUCCCAAUGAUUUGUGCUGCGCAUCGCGUACAAAACAUUCGUGGCUCUGGACUCUGAUGGUAACUUGUUUUAAAAAAGGUGAAUGUACUGUAAUGGGCAUACCCAGUGUGACCACCAACCUAUCAGGUUUCGGCUGCUUCAUGGAGGAACAUGUCUCAGACCCUGCUGCCUAUGGUAUUUACAUUGUGGAUCGGCGGUUCCAUUCAGCUGAGGAGUCCUGUAACCAGCUGACCCAAUUCAUGUUCAAUUUCUGCCAGCAGUCUCGGCGCCAGCGCAUCAUCCAACGGACACGAACUGAGAGGCUGUCUGACCUGUUGGACUGGAGAUACCUGGGAAGGUUCUACAUACACGCCCGCCAUCUUGCACUUAGCAGAGCUCUCCCUGACAAGUUCAAGAUGGACCCCAUGGCCCCUCUGAAGACAGAGGGUUUCCGUUAUCCUCGGCCCUACUCGGUGCCCCCCUCUCCCUCUGCCUCCCUCCACUCCACCCCCCACCACAGUGAUGUAGAGGAUAAUGAUGAUGAGCCCUAUGAUGAAGACGAGGAGGCUGAGAGGGACCGGCUGAACAUCCAGGCUCCCUUUGUGAUGGGUGCUGUGCCGGAGGGCAAGAAGAAGUAACCAGGAGAGUCAGGAAACUGAUGUUUACCAUGAUGUGUUUAUCCACUCACACAGUGCAAGGCGUGCACAGAAUAAUCACCAUCUGACCAAAAAUACAGAACAGGCUUCCUCACAACUGCCACAUAUCCAAUGUCAUCACCUAUUGUACUCCUUUUUCUGCUGAUGCCAGGUCAAAUUAAAGCUUUAAAUCCAGAACAUCUGGAACCAGGAUUUCUUUAAAAUCUGUGGAUUUAAGACAAAACCAAAAUGUCCUGAAAGUGUUAAAUGGCCUUGAUAGCGCUGGUUUAGAAUAUACUAGCCCUGGCCCAUCACAAAACCUGGACUCCUGUUCUUUAGCUCAGUUUAAUUGUGAUGGCUAGGCCCCAUGUUGUUUUCAGUAUAUGUGCUUCCUCUUAGUCAGGUUAUACACAACAAGAGAUUUCACUUGCUAAGCAGUUAUGCAAUCCAAUAAUUCUAGGCGUGUCUUGUCUGCCUUAAUAUCUGCCCUAAUAAUAAUGAAAAAAAAUGCACUAACAAGUUCUAAUCAUGUGUGCCUGUUUUAAUUGUUCAUUUGAUUCUUGGUUUCUUUCAUAACGUUAAUAUUUACAAAUAUAAUUUUCCUGUAACAACAUUGGCCUAUAUGGCCAGAGUUAUUUAUACAUAUUAACUAGUUUUCCUUUACAUUCAUACAUUACGUAACGUUACAUAGGAGCCAAAAAACAUGCUGCCCAGGGGAAAUGUUUGCUAGUGCUAACGGCCUUCACUUUUCCAGAAGAUUGGAAACAACAGACAGACUUUUAUUAACUGACACACUGUGACCUACACUGUACAUUUACUUACUGCCAGAUGCUCACUCACUCACACAGUACACACAGCCCUAUUCCUUAAAAGACCCAACUUACGCUCUCUAACAGCACCUGUCACAUAGAUGUCCUUUGAAGAAUGAGAAGAGGAAGCUAACUAAGCAUUGAGUGUUAUCAUGCUCAUUAAUGAUUGUGUAAAAUUUUAGUAGUGGCGCUCAUUCAUUCAGCAGCGACACCUAACCCCCAAAAAACAAAAAACUGCUUCGGAUCUUCACGUGAAUUACAUAUUUUGAUUCAAAACAGAAACAUUCACAGAAAAGCCAGUUGGAUGUAUGUACAUUCUAUCCUGUAAUUUCUAAAACCAGACAAUCUUUCUUAGAGAAAAUGCCCAAAAAGUGUGUAUGCACCUAAAAUGUUGACAUAAAUAAGACAAAUAUUUGAUGCCGAAAGACAGAAAUUCAGCAAGUUUCUCAUUGGUCAUGUCACAAAAUAUUUAUUUGUAUACUUGAUAUAGCAUAAUAAAUAAUAUCUGUUUAUCAGACACUUUGUGAUAAUAUCAGUAGAAACAUUUCCUCAACAUUUUUUUGAAGGAAAGAAACGUGGACAACCCAGACUAAUAGUGCUAUGAAUACAUACUCUUUUUAUUAAAACAUCACAUUUCAAACGUAGUCAGAGAAUUCAUAUUUACAAAACAGCUGUUCUUCUCCCUCACAAAGAACCGAACACCUUGUAUUCAAAAAUCAGAAAUAUUCUCUCUUCCACACCGGCAGCUCCUGGAAAUACACGUCAUUUGGGUUUUCAUCGGCUAGAUGAGAGAAAGAGAAAAGUAACAUUAAAUUAUAGAAUUUAAGUCUGGACCGCUAUGUCCUGUAGAAAAAAACACCCCAUCUUCUGAUAUUGUAUGUCUUUUGUUGCCUAUGCCAUCAAUAAAAGUAUUCAAAAUA
Messenger RNA from Micropterus dolomieu (smallmouth bass), 2370 nucleotides. RefSeq names its product glycogen [starch] synthase, liver-like. Gene Ontology annotation, molecular function: alpha-1,4-glucan glucosyltransferase (UDP-glucose donor) activity. The coding region runs from base 84 to 644 and encodes 186 amino acids. Gene Ontology annotation, cellular component: cytoplasm. Gene Ontology annotation, biological process: glycogen biosynthetic process. The transcript is spliced from 5 exons. The record is from RefSeq and is a predicted model, not a curated record. NCBI's taxonomy places the organism in Eukaryota, Metazoa, Chordata, Actinopteri, Centrarchiformes, Centrarchidae.